Salvia splendens (bonfire salvia) is the source of this 564-nucleotide messenger RNA. RefSeq names its product BolA-like family protein. The record is from RefSeq and is a predicted model, not a curated record. Lineage: Eukaryota; Viridiplantae; Streptophyta; Magnoliopsida; Lamiales; Lamiaceae. The coding region runs from base 73 to 384 and encodes 103 amino acids. Gene Ontology annotation, biological process: iron-sulfur cluster assembly. Gene Ontology annotation, cellular component: chloroplast. The transcript has a single exon.
UUAAGUAUAACCCUAUUCUAUUUUAAUUGGUAUAAAAAAAAUUGAGUAAUUCAAUAAGUGUUGGACAGUAAAAUGGCGUCGCGAGUGGUGAUUUCAAGGGCGAGUCGGAUUAAGACGAAGCUCGAAACGGCGCUGCAAGCCGCCGUUCUGGAGGUGGAGGACGUCUCGCACCAGCACGCCGGCCACGCCGCCGUCAGACAUAUGGAAGGCGGCGCGCAAGAGACGCAUUUUAAUGUGCGAAUCGUCUCCGCCAAAUUCCAGGACCAAAACCUAGUCAAACGACACCGUAUGGUCUACGACCUCCUCUCCGACGAGCUCCAAUCUGGUUUGCACGCGCUUUCCAUCACCGCCAAAACCCCUAAAGAAGCUGGCUUAGAUUCAUAAUUCAAAUUAGCAUGCUUCUUUGUUCCAUUUAUUCGACUACCCCUCUGCAUAUGAUUGAGAACUUGAGAUUGUUGUGUUUGUUGUGUAGAAAGAAAAAGGUCAGAGUCUUUGAUAUUCUGAAUUUGAUAUCUGAUUAUUCAGCUGAGAAAUAAGAUGCAGCUUCUAAGCUUCAGACCAUCA